Thamnophis sirtalis is the source of this 1084-nucleotide messenger RNA. Lineage: Eukaryota; Metazoa; Chordata; Lepidosauria; Squamata; Natricidae. The record is from RefSeq and is a predicted model, not a curated record.
AGACGGAGGCUCCGGGGCUAAGGACUUAGCCGAAUGCGUGGAACUGCUGCUCCAGCUGGGGGAGCCGGCAGAAGAGCUGUGCGACGAAUUCCUCUCCCACGCCCACUGCCAGCUGGAGGCCGAACUGCAGACCCUGGAAGCUGAGCUGGGAGACGGGUCGCGCUUAGGGGCAGCCGGCCCAGUGACCGACAUCCUUGAAUUCACGGACCGCGGUUGCAACAACUUUGUCAGCAACAUCUGCCUGGUGAUCGCCUCCUACCAGGAGCUGUUCAUACACCGGGAGGGCGCCCAGGGCAUUGCCCGCAUGGCUCACGACAAGCUGGUGGCCUUUGUUGACGGCCUGAUGGAGCGCUACUUCGCCCUGGUCGAGAGGCGCAUUCAGCUCGAGAAAGGGGUGGGAGACAACUCCCUGCUGGUGCGGGCGCUCGACCGCUUCCACCGGCGUCUGCAAGCCCUGGCCAAGCUUUUGCCGGCCUCGCGGGCGUCCGCCGAAGGGACGGAGAUUGUGGUGCGCGCAGCCAAGGAGCGCAUCCGGCAAUACCUCCAGGCCUUAGAAUGCUUCUACCUGGACUGCCUGACGGACGUGCGCCAGUCCCUGGCUGCCCCUCGCCUGGUGGGGAAGGAUAACCCCAGCCUGGCAGAGCUGCUGGGCACCAUCUCGGCCUCCAUCCUCAACCAGAUCAAAUCUGUCCUCACCUACGUUCACCUCUUCACCGCCAAGGACAUCAACUUCUCCAACAAGUCUUACUUCAAGGGCGAAUUUUGCAGCCAAGGUGUCCGCGAAGGCCUCGUGGUCAGCUUCAUUAAGUCUCUCUGCCAGAUCGCUCGGCAGUUCUGCGAGAGUUCGGGCGACAAAGGAGGCUCCAGCCCCCCAGCUCUCUUGCUGCUCCUCUCCCGCCUCUGCCUGGAUUACGAGACGGCCACCAUCAGCUACAUCCUCACCUUAACCGAUGAGCAGUUCCUGGUACAGGUAGGGCCGGAGGGUGGCCGGAGAGCAAAUUCAGAAGUCCAAACCUUAGAGAACACCUAGGCUUCCCCAGCAGCCUGAAAUCGGGUCCUCGUCCCCAUAAACCACUUUUUUAUU